AUGGCAACGGUGACUUCGACACCAAAUUCUACUCAUUCAAUUUUAAAUGAAUAUAAUCAUCAACGAACAUCAAUAAAUAAUAAUGUUACUUAUUCGAAACAAUCACUUGAUUAUUCAUUAUCAUCAUCAUUAUCACCAUCUUCAAAUGUUUCAAGUAAUAAUGUGACAAGCAAUACAUCGAUAUCAUUAAAUUCAUCAUCCAAUAAAUCUCCACACCUAAAUGAUUCUGUUAUUCAAGAAGAACAACAACGUUUAAUCGAUUAUUUUGUCGUAUGUGGCCUAGAUAAAAAUGUUGAUCUGGAACCAUGUGAAUCAGCCGGUAAUAUUUUACUUAGUCCACUACAAAAUUCUUAUCGUUGUCGAGUAUUAGCUCAUUAUCCGAAAGAUGUGACAAACAAUACAUUCGAUAAUGAAGCCAUUGUUAGGCUAUCAAUGCCACAUGGCGUUACUUUUAAAACUCAUCCGGAAGAAAUUCAAACUCAUCCAUUUUUGAUCACACGUCUCGAUGGACAACGGUAUUACGGUAUGUCAUUAACAUUUUAUGAAAAAAUUGAUGAUACAUCGCCAAUCUGUUCUCGAAUGGAACAACUUCAACAUGAUUACGAUCAACAAUUACAACAAUCACAUGUUGACAAGGAACCUUAUUCACAACACCGUCGAACACCCUCACUAUCCACAUAUAUGUCUUCUACAUCUUCACCAGCAAAACUCAUGUCUAUGUCAACAGUUAAUUCAGAUUAUUCAUCUCUUCAACGUUUAAUGAAACCAAACUCAAAACGUCAACAAUUACUACAUUAUAGUCGAUUAUCCGAUACACUUUAUGUUACGAAAACUAUUUGCUUAAUUUCACAAUAUGCAUACUAUACAUCUUAUCGUAAAAUUCUGGAAACACUCUAUCGAAUGGAAUCAGAUUUAGAUCUCUUAGGAUUACCUCUCGAAUCUUAUUUGUAUAAUUUACUCUAUGAUGUUUAUCUACCACCGCCAGGUCACAUUAUGAAAUUUUAUGUUGGAGAAAAAAUUUUGUCGAUUUAUCGUCCAGAUGAGAAAGAGUUACCUUUACUCGACUUUAGUCUAUUAGAAUUUUUUCAAUUAUUGGGUGUAAAGAAUGUCGUGGAUUUGUUUACAUGUGCACUGUUAGAACAUCAAAUUAUAUUGAAAUCAUCUGAUUACACUCGUUUAAUGUUGGUUGCAGAAUGUCUAACAAGUUUAUUUUUCCCGUUUACGUGGACAUUACUUUAUGUACCCAUUGUGUUUACAGCUGCGUUAGUUUGUAUUGAUGUUCCGGUACCAGCUAUUAUGGGACUAAAAAUUAAUGACGAUGAAGAAGUUACAUUUGAAGCUCAAAAAUGUGUCGUUAAUAUUGAUACAGGCAGUAUCCAGUUACCCGAAGAUACUCCAUUCUUUCCUGAUCGUAAUAAAUUCAUUGAAGAAUUAAGUAAUAUUUUAUCACAUUUUGAAUCACAACAGUCACAAUUAUCAUCCAGCAACAAUUCGACUUCUUUAAAAUCAUCUGUUCACGCACCUUCUCUCUCAAACUACAGUCGAUCGAUGAACAACGAUUGCUAUAUGGCUUCAUCAUUUAAUCAGUCAGAUAACGAUGAUAAUGAAAAUGAAAAUACUAACAACUUAGAUGAACCAAGUCAAGCAUUAGCACGAAUGGCAGCAAUCGCGAAACGAGCGGGAAUCAUAUUGAAUGACAAUUCAAAUGGUUCUAAUGAUAAGCCAUCCUCAUCCUCUCAACGUCUGUCUGUCGAUGAAGAAAAUCAAUUAUAUUGUCCUGUAGAUAUUCUUAUACUUCAAUGUAAUUUAUGUAUUCGAGAAUGUUUUCUAAAUCGUUUUGCUCAAUUAUUUUCAAAAUAUGAUGAAUUCAUCUGUUAUCCAAUUCUCACCGCUGAAACAUCAACAGUUAAUGAAUGGUUAGAAAAACGAAAUACAACAAAAAAUUUUGAUCGCUCAACAUUCAUUAGUGAACAACCAAAACCCUAUGUUACAUUUUUAUUAGCAUUUAUGGAAACACAAUCGUUUGUGUCCUUUAUUGAUUCAAAAAUUAUUGCACGAAAAUUUCAACUACCAGAACAAUCCCAAAAGUUAUUUGGAUGUACUGAAAAACAUUUACAAAUAUUUUCCGAUCAUAUUCGUUCUUAUCGUUUAAAUGAAAAUCCUACCUGUUAUGAAUCGUGUUUGUCUAUUUCUGACAUCGAAGACGAUAUUCGUCGACGUUUUACAAAUAUUAACUCAAACAUUAUAAUUACCGCUCCAACUAUUCGUCCAUUGUUAUCUUCCAUAUCUUCACCAUUACAAACACAGCAACGUUAUUUAUUUGAAACCUUAAAUUCCAUUCUAUUGGAAAAUAUAUUACUCUCAUCCACAACUAGAACAUUAGUGAGUUCAAUUCAACAAGAUCAUAAUUCGUAUGUAAUAAAAUCAUUGCAUCAAACACCAGUUAAAACAUCGUUCAAACAUUCGUCUUCGUCGCGUCAGACUAAAUCAAAGAAGCAAAAUACACAAAUGGGCAGUGAGCAUGUGGUCGAAUCAGAAUUAGUUUUUCAACAAUUAUUGAAAGAAUGUACAAUGAAGACAAAACGAAUGGUACUAGAAAAGAUGAGCGCUGAAGGUAUCAAUUUGGGUAGUCAACGUGAUGAAACGUAUAGUAAUUUGGAAGAAAAUGUUUUGAUCGGAGGAUUUUGUGAUCUACUAGAACGAAUAUGGUCACAUAGAUUACAUAAUAAACCACAAGGAAAGUCGGCAUUAUGGAAUCAUCUAAAAUGCUAUUGUAAAUUGAAAGAGUAUGAAAUAGCUGGAUUAUCAUCAUAUUCAAAAGAUGAAAACCCCGAUGAUAUUUUUCCACUUUUAGCAUUGGUUUGGUGUUUGAUGCGUAAACAUUUAGCUCGCGGUACCCAUCGAACCCCAUCCCCUAGUAAUCAUCGUUCUCAUACAUUACCUCGAAAUAAAUCAGUGAGUACAACGGAUCGUCGUACUCCUACAUCUACAACGUCUACCUAUUCACCAUUUAAUAACCUCCGAAAACAUAGUCCUUUAACAACUUCUACAUUGAGUUUAUCACCCCGAAUAUCAUCUCAACAACAGCAGCAGCAACAACAACAACAAGAUUUUCUGAACUCAUUACCAUCAGAUUUAAUGCAUGAUGUUGAUCAAAUUGUUGAACUUAUUUCACCAAUAUCAUCAGAAGUUGGUUGUGCUCGAGCCUUUAUACGUUUAUCAUUGGAACGAAAACUGUUGAGUGAACAUUUGAAAGAACUAUUUGAACAUGCUGAUUUAUUAAAAUCAUUAUAUAAACGUGAUUCAUUUUUGAGAGCAGAUGAUGGUGAAGCAAGACAACAAUUUCUUGCACAUGUUGAAUCAUUAAAAUUAAUUGACUAUUUUUCAUUUACAAAUUCCUAUUCAGAAAUUGUUAUUAAAUAUCGGGUGAUCAUUGUUCCCGUUCGUGGUUUUCAUGCUCAAUCAACAACAGCAAAUCCUUAUUUAUCUAUCGAUGGAUCAUUAAAAUCAACAAAAAUAAUACAAAUACCAAAAAAUACAUUAGAAUUUGCAUUUAAACAUAAAAAUCUCGGUCAAUUGACAACAUUAAGAAUUGGACAUGAUAAUACAGGAUUAAUGCCAAGAUGGGCUAUUGAAUAUGUUCUUGUGCAAAAUGAGAUUACGGGACAUAUUUACAGAUUUCCCUGUGGUCGUUGGCUAGGUAAAGGUGUCGAUGAUGAUAGUCUUGAAAGAAUAUUAUUUGCAGAAUCGGUGCCAUCAUUUAGUGAAUUGUAUCCGAAAACAACAGUGCAUGGUAACAAUUCAAAUUAUCAGAAUUUAAAUGGAUCAAAUACAAACUUAGCAAUAAUUCGAUCACGUUCACCAAGUAUACGACGAUUGAGUGAAUCAAAUUUUAUGUUAAGUUGGCUAAUGAGUAGAUCAGAGUCUAAUUUAAAUUCUUCAACAGAUUAUUGUCAAACAAAUCAAGCUGACGAUAUUUAUGAAUUAUUAGGACGAUCAAUCAAUCAAUUAGUAAAAUAUUUUGAUGAAUCAGAAAAAAACCGUGGUAUCGUUACACCGAUAUUAUGUGGUGAAGAUGGUCUUGUGAAUAGUUUAGAAAAAACAUUUUCAUAUGGUUUGAAAAAAAAUGCCUUUCCAUUUGGACGAAAACGUUAUGUUUGGGACUUUUUACUUAAAGUUUGUGAUGAAUAUGAACUAAAACGUUCAGAAUGGCGUAAUAAUAAAAAUGAUCAAUUGGAAAAAUCAAUUAUAUGUUAUACAAAUGGCGUGAGAGCAAUUGAAAAAGCUCUACAAAAUUUUGGAAAAGAUGGACGAUUCCAAAGUUGGUGUUGUUUGGGAUGCAAAUUACAUUUAUUAGCUAAUUGGUUUGAAUUAUUAACAUUAUGUUCCGAUUCGUUAAUAAAUCUAUUUUAUGAAUCAAAUUCAAAUUGUUUUCGUCAAGAGAAAAUAAAUCAUUUUAUAUUAAAUAUAUUACAACCAUUGAAAGAAUUUGAUUUUCAGUUAGAACCAGCUCUUUUAAAAGGUUUAGUGUAG
Molecule: messenger RNA, 4533 nt
Organism: Didymodactylos carnosus
Lineage: Eukaryota; Metazoa; Rotifera; Eurotatoria; Philodinida; Philodinidae
Source: the annotation of a GenBank genome assembly